AUCAUCAAAAUUAAAAGAAAUAAACAUUUGAAAUAUAUCAGCCUGUGUGAAAUGAAUGAAUAUAAUCUACAAGUUUCACUUUUUGAAUGGAAUUAGUGAAAUAAAUCAACUUGCUUUUUGAGGAUAUUCAAAGGAAAUAGGAAAGGAACAGAUGUGUAGCCUAACUAGAAACCACUGGAACAAGAAGGACUGAGAACUCAACCAACCAAUGGAAACCAAACACAACUUCAUGUAUUUCUGUUAUAUAUGGAUCUGUCAUUUAUUGUACAAUGAAUCAUGUGUCAUUUAUCUAAUGUACAUUACUUUAGAAAUCAUUACAAAAGCAAUAUUACAGAAGCUUAUCUCGUCUCAUGUUGUUUUUACUUUGAAACUGGAUGACCAGAGCACCUUACAUUUGGGAACUUCUGCGCCUAUAGCUUUAAACAUUUGUUCACAACAUUUACGAGAAGCAUCAUGUUUGUUUUUCCAACUAACUGAAGCCCACAGAACCACUGACACACACCACACACCACAUUCACACGACUGCACUGCAAACCUUUGUCCAGAAAGAAAGCUCAUAAAAGAGUUUAUUACGGUUUUGCUGUCUGCUUUUUAUUUCACCAAAAACAAACUAGAAACAAAAACCACCACAACACUUCCUUAAAUCCCUUUAUCAGUUUGCAUUGUAAGAAAGCACAACGAUGAUGCAGACUUACAUUAUCACACAUAAUAAAACCCAUACAUCCCUGUACACUACAUCACAUCCAUCAUGCUGUCCUCAAAGCUCAAUGCAGGAGCUCUUGUAAAAUGAUUACGAGCUAAUGAUUCGCAAACAGAACAUGUUCUCUGUUCGUUAUGAAAUAACGAUGUGUGUUCAACUUAAAGCACAAACCAAUGUGAUGUUCCUGUUUAAGUACACGCACAGUUUGGGUUAAAGGGUUCAUUUCAAUUCAUUUUUAUCAACAGUUAACAGGUUUAGCACAGCUUUACAUCCCAUACAGACAGAAAGAUUGAGUUUCUUGUUAAGCUUUACUCUGGCAUUAACUGAUGAGUUAAUGGUGCUAACUCUAGUUUGUAUUUCAUAAACGAUCUGCUUGUAUUAAGUCAUCAUGUGUCUCUCGUGAAGUCCCUCCCCGUCUGAGGAGCUAUAUAAGAUGAAUCAGAGAGGUGACUUGAUUCAGGUCAGAGAUGGAUCUGCAGGUGUCCAGAGCUCUGCUUCUGUUCAUUCUGCUGUGUUCAGACACUCAGAUCAGCGGGGCUUGUAAUGGCACCGAGCACAGAUUCGGAUCAGCACAGGACUCACACUGGUGCUAUGAGUGCAGGGGUUUGGGGAGUUACUGUCCGGAGAAACCAGUGUUCUGUCCCAUCGGAUUCUCCAAGUGCAUGAGUACAACAACCAUAUUACAAAUCGGUGACGCAGCUAUAAAAAUGAAGCAAAAGGAAUGCAUUGAAGACUGUCAAGACAGCUCGGUGAACUAUGGGAUAUUAAAGACGCGUUUCUCCUGCUGCAGCACUCGUCUCUGUAACUACAGAGAUGCUCCAGAUCCCAGGACUAACGCUCCCAAUGGAAGGACAUGCUACUCCUGCGAUGGACAGAGCUGCUCAAACACCGUCAGCUGUUCAGGGACUGAAGACCGCUGCAUCACAGCAACUGGUGAGGAUCUGGAUACACUCAUCAUCAACCCUUUGGUGCUGUUUGGACACUUUUUAUUUAUACUCAAAAACCGGUUAGCAGGUCAUAAAUGGAUCAUAACUACAUGAACAGACUGACUAAACCUCUGUUUUCUCUCUUUUCUUCAGUGACUAUCAGAGGCCCACCAAUGCUUGUCAAAGGCUGUGCCUCUAAAUAUAUUUGUGGGGCCCUAAAAUGUUCUUUUAUUCACAACGUCUCAUGUUGUGAGGGGGACCUAUGUAACGGGGAUAAGAGGGUCAAUCAGGCGGUCACCCAGGGGUUCAGAAAUAACGCUGAUGAAAGUGUUAACCAAAGCGUCACCCAGAGCCUCCUCCAGAGCUUCAUGUAUCCAGGAGCUAAGAGUGUCACCAAGAGACUCACGUACAACGAUGCUAAGAGAGUCACCCACAGCAUUGUGAAUAACCAUGGUAAAAGAGUAGGGCCGAAAGUCAGGUAUAACAAUGCUAAGAGCGUCAGUCAGAGCUUCCUGUUCCUCUGCUGUUCUCUGCUCUUCUACUUCCUGUGACUCUGAAUCCAGCAGCUCCUCAGAUUCUACGAGACACUGAAUAUACAGCUCAUGCUUCUGCUGCGC
This is a messenger RNA of Carassius auratus (goldfish), 2243 nucleotides long. RefSeq names its product urokinase plasminogen activator surface receptor-like. The coding region runs from base 1168 to 1740 and encodes 190 amino acids. NCBI's taxonomy places the organism in Eukaryota, Metazoa, Chordata, Actinopteri, Cypriniformes, Cyprinidae. The record is from RefSeq and is a predicted model, not a curated record. The transcript has 3 exons.